UUGGUAGCGGAUUUGAAUCAGAAAACAAUUUACCAGAAGUGUCUGGAUCCAGAAUGCCGAGAGGUGAAUUAUCGAUCACCAGGAAUAUCUUUUGAAAGAGGUGGCAACUCCACAGAUAGCUUCUUCUUUAGCUCAAUAACAGAUGAUGAUGAACUUCUUGUUGCAAUUCUUGAUUCCGCCCACACAUAA
Protopolystoma xenopodis is the source of this 189-nucleotide messenger RNA. The record is from the annotation of a GenBank genome assembly. NCBI's taxonomy places the organism in Eukaryota, Metazoa, Platyhelminthes, Monogenea, Polystomatidea, Polystomatidae.